Messenger RNA from Neoarius graeffei (lesser salmon catfish), 1739 nucleotides. RefSeq names its product cyclin dependent kinase like 1 (CDC2 related kinase) (gene cdkl1). The record is from RefSeq and is a predicted model, not a curated record. Gene Ontology annotation, molecular function: ATP binding; cyclin-dependent protein serine/threonine kinase activity. Gene Ontology annotation, cellular component: nucleus. Lineage: Eukaryota; Metazoa; Chordata; Actinopteri; Siluriformes; Ariidae. The transcript is spliced from 10 exons. Gene Ontology annotation, biological process: protein phosphorylation. The coding region runs from base 111 to 1169 and encodes 352 amino acids.
CCCACAACAACACCACCUGCAGCGUGGAGCAACUAAACCCGACAAGGUUGAUCAGUGCAUGAGGGAGGUGGUGCACUCCAGUGCUCUGGGAUUCCGCUUGGCUUCACAGCAUGGAGAAGUAUGAGAAGAUUGCAAAGAUCGGAGAAGGCUCAUACGGAGUCGUGUUCAAAUGCAAAAAUAAAGACACGGGACAAAUCGUCGCCAUUAAAAAGUUUGUGGAGUCAGAGGAUGACCCGGUUAUUAAAAGAAUCGCACUCAGGGAGAUCCGGAUGCUCAAGCAACUGAAGCACUGUAACCUGGUCAACCUGAUUGAGGUAUUCAGAAGGAAGAGAAAACUGCACCUAGUGUUUGAAUACUGCGAUCAUACGGUGCUCAACGAGCUCGACAGAUAUCCCAGAGGAGUUCCAGAGCCUCUGGUUAAAAGCAUUACCUGGCAAACGCUACAAGCUGUUAACUUCUGCCACAAACAAAAUUGUAUCCACAGAGAUGUGAAGCCAGAGAAUAUACUCAUCACCAAACACCAGGUCAUAAAGCUCUGUGACUUUGGCUUUGCCAGGAUCCUCACGGGGCCGUGUGAUUAUUAUACAGACUAUGUAGCCACUCGGUGGUACCGGGCUCCGGAGCUGCUGGUGGGAGACACUCAGUAUGGCCCUCCGGUGGAUGUAUGGGCUGUGGGCUGUGUGUUUGCUGAGCUGCUCUCUGGCGCUCCUCUGUGGCCGGGCAAAUCAGAUGUAGACCAGCUUUAUCUCAUAAGGAAAACAUUAGGUGAUUUGAUCCCCAGACACCAGCAGGUGUUCAGCAGUAACCAGUUCUUCAGCGGAGUCUGUGUUCCCGAACCACAAGAAAUGGAACCUCUGGAGCAAAAGUAUCCAAACAUCUCUUUCCAGGCUUUAAGUCUAAUGAAGGGUUGUCUGCGUAUGGAUCCUGCAGAGAGGUUAACCUGUGAACAGCUGCUGGAGCAUCCAUAUUUCGACAGUCAGCGAGAGGAGACCGAGAGCGUGACACGAGAACACGACAGAGCGAAGAGACGAGCACGUCAACCCCGUAAACACCUGCCCCCAGGGUAUUUACCCCAGCUGACCGGCAGCAGUAUCUUCCCAGCAGUGGACAACAGGAAGUGCUACAACAACAACAUGCGUAAAUUCAACUACCAUUUCCCCAACAUCUAGUUCUUCACUUUAUACACCCCCAAUCUGCCCUAAAACACAUUCUUGCACGUUAUUUUUCUAUUUUGGUGUCGCAUACACUCUCUUCCCUUACAUCUUGCUCAGGAACAGAAGCCGCUGAGACGGUAAUGCUGUGUGCUCCAGUCACAAAGUGUCCUCGUUUUCUGUCGAAAAAUCUCCAUCACUGAUCUACAGCUGUACUGUCAGUCAGUGCACUGCUGUAUCUGUUUGUCUCCGACUCAUCAGAGCUCUUCUGUACUCUGUGUGAUUGACAAAGAGCCCUGCUCUGCAUGUACACACACUGAUCUGAGUGUAACACUGCCUUUCUGAUUGCCAAAGUGCUGCGUGACGUGACAGAGGGAACAGAUCAAUUGACUCAAAUGCACAACAAAGCUGAUGAUGCGAGGAUAACCGAGCUGUCGGUAAUUAGUGUAAAACCAAGUGCAGGAAUCAAACAAUUCCUCUAUUAUUGUGUUUGUUUUUUGUACACUGAUGUUUUCCUGUCUCUCUGUGUUGUGAAUCUCAGGCCAUCUAACUUCCUGUGACAGACUGAGAAAUCUAGAAUAGCAUUCC